CCUCUGAAUUGACGAGUCACUCUCUCACCGAGGUUGAGGAUUCUUGAUUUCUCUAACCAAGUGACCCCAAAUCACAACGCAAUCGUCGUCUCCCACCCUCCAGUAACCCUAGCGACAGCCUCGGCUCGUUUGAUCCCCGCGGGGAGCUGUAGAUCUGCAAGCGGGCGGUCCGGCGUCCGGAUCGGGCAGCGAAGAUGACGGAAUCCCUGGUGCGGAACAAGCCGGGGAUGGCCAGCAUCAAGGAGAUGCCGGUGGUGCAGGACGGGCCGCCGCCCGGCGGUUUCGCGCCCGUGCGCUACGCCCGCCGGAUCCCCACCUCCGGGCCCAGCGCCACCGCCAUCUUCCUCACCACCUUCGGUGCCUUCGCGUAUGGCAUGUACCAGGUCGGCCAGGGGAACAAGGUCCGCCGGGCACUCAAAGAAGAGAAAAUUGCUGCUCGUAGUGCUAUACUGCCAAUGCUCCAAGCUGAAGAGGAUGAAAGAUUUGUCAAAGAGUGGAAGAAGUAUCUUGAAGAGGAGGCGAGGAUCAUGAAAGAUGUUCCAGGGUGGAAGGUUGGCGAGAGCGUGUACAAUUCCGGGAAAUGGAUGCCCCCGGCUACUGGUGAGCUCCGCCCUGAGGUUUGGUAAGGGCCUGUUGUAGACAUUGAGAAUGCCAUCAUCAUGUCGUGAGGGCAUGAAUAAGGCUUUCAAACCUGGGCAUCCUUCAAUUUUCACUAAGGAACAGUUGCUUAAACACAUGUAUUUGUUGUGCUCUUAUGAAAUUUGGCUGGUUAAUAAUUGGACAUAUGAAGCCGACGUUUUCUCUCACCUAUGCUCGUACCUUGAUGUAACAUGUCCUUGUCUGAUAUUGCUUCCCAGCCUCUUGUGUUUCUUCCUGUAGUCAUUCCGAACGUGAAUCCUUGUUAUUGAAGAAGGUAUUUGAAUAUAAAGAAGAAAAAACUGCCUGCUUCUUACA
This is a messenger RNA of Sorghum bicolor (sorghum), 954 nucleotides long. Its product is annotated as NADH dehydrogenase [ubiquinone] 1 alpha subcomplex subunit 13-B. The record is from RefSeq and is a predicted model, not a curated record. Bases 195 to 626 code for a protein of 143 amino acids. The transcript is spliced from 3 exons. NCBI's taxonomy places the organism in Eukaryota, Viridiplantae, Streptophyta, Magnoliopsida, Poales, Poaceae.